GGCACAGCCGCCGCCUUGUCUGCCUCUGCCCCCAGUCCGCCCCACCGAGAGAGACACGCAAGCAGAUGCUUGGGGCUCCGCGCGCUCCCCUUUGUCUCUAGCGAGCAUCAUGUUGGCUUCCAGCGGCCUCAGCGCCGGCCAGACCUGCGGCCUGGUGCUCAUCUUCUCGCUGCUCCUGCAGUCCAUAUGCGUGGCUAUUACCUUCCUUUAUUUCUCAAACGAGCUGCAACAGCUUCGAGAUACUUACUCCAAGAACGGCUAUGCUUGCCUUACCAGAGAAAACUUUUCCCUGGAAGACUUUGAUGAUUCCAGUUACAAUGAAGAGGCCGCCCCCUGCUGGCAAGUCAAGUUGCAGCUCUUGCGUUUAAUAAAAAAGAUGAUAGCCAGGAACCAAGCAGAAGCGGCAGCCUCCGCGGUCCAAGGUGAUGCUUCUGCUGUAGAUUCUACUGUGAAUCAGAGUGUUGUCCCCAGAACGGCAGCUCACUUGACUGGAAGCAGAAUUGGGAAAAGUGUUUCGACCACACAGAAUUCCUCAAGCAGAAGCCGUUUUGGGGUCAAAAUCAGCAUGUGGCAGACAGCCAGCAGGCCUCAUUCUUUCCUCCACAAUGUAGGCUUGUUGGACGGGGAGCUGAUUAUACUGCAAGCGGGCUACUACUACAUUUACUCCCAAAUAUAUUUCCGGUUCCGCGAAGAGGAGGGUGUCGAACGCCGUUCCGACCCUGACUCUGACAGCGUCAGGAACUCCAGGCAAAUGGUUCAGUACAUUUCCAAGCGCGUUGAUACUUACCCAGACCCGAUUCUGCUGAUGAAAAGCGCAAGAACUAGCUGUUGGGCGAAAAGGGCAGAAUACGGACUUUACUCCAUCUACCAAGGGGGAGUGUUCCAGCUAAAGAUGAACGAUCGGAUUUUUGUCUCUAUCAGUGAUAUGACGCUCGUGGACAUGGAUAAAGAAGCAACUUUCUUUGGAGCUUUCCUGGUCUCUUAAAAAAAAAAAAAGCGGGGAAGACAACAGACUGAAUCGAAAACGCCUUAA
Lacerta agilis (Sand lizard) is the source of this 1033-nucleotide messenger RNA. RefSeq names its product TNF superfamily member 10 (gene TNFSF10). Gene Ontology annotation, molecular function: CD40 receptor binding; tumor necrosis factor receptor binding. The transcript is spliced from 5 exons. Gene Ontology annotation, cellular component: membrane. The record is from RefSeq and is a predicted model, not a curated record. Gene Ontology annotation, biological process: immune response. Lineage: Eukaryota; Metazoa; Chordata; Lepidosauria; Squamata; Lacertidae.